AAAACAAAAAGAAUUCCUGUUGAAAAGGUGGAGGUCGUGUUGUCUGUUGCUAUUCAUCAUCCAAGAAGGCUGAACAAGGUCCAGGAAUUCCUUGUCCUGUCUGGUCAGACUUUGACUUCACUAAGAGACAAGAUUCACUGUGUCACUGAUUAUAUAGUACCUGGUGACCAUAGCAACAAUCCAGAUCUUUCCCAGACAGCACCAUGCCAGGACAUUUGCAAAUCAGGCUUUUUUUACUUUGAGAAUGUGUUUUAUAAUGACAUGAGGGAUGGACUAAAUAGAGAUUACAGUAGGUCCUUAAUUGAUUGGGCCAAAGACAGCGAAGAACCAUGGGCUUCAAAGCUAAAAUCAUCUUCUGUAGAGAGAAUGGAAGAUACAAAGUUUGAGUCUUUGACAAUCCGUCUUGGAUACCCUUAUCUUUACUGUCAUCAAGGAAACUGUGAACACAUUGUCAUCUUUACAGAUUUAAGACUUCUUCAUGUUGAUGAUAGUGAUAAUGUAUUGGAUUUC
This is a messenger RNA of Exaiptasia diaphana, 510 nucleotides long. RefSeq names its product snRNA-activating protein complex subunit 3. Gene Ontology annotation, cellular component: snRNA-activating protein complex. Gene Ontology annotation, biological process: snRNA transcription by RNA polymerase II; snRNA transcription by RNA polymerase III. The transcript is spliced from 6 exons. The annotation marks the transcript as partial. NCBI's taxonomy places the organism in Eukaryota, Metazoa, Cnidaria, Anthozoa, Actiniaria, Aiptasiidae. The record is from RefSeq and is a predicted model, not a curated record. Gene Ontology annotation, molecular function: RNA polymerase III type 3 promoter sequence-specific DNA binding; RNA polymerase II cis-regulatory region sequence-specific DNA binding; bent DNA binding.